This is a messenger RNA of Prorocentrum cordatum, 480 nucleotides long. Lineage: Eukaryota; Dinophyceae; Prorocentrales; Prorocentraceae. The record is from the annotation of a GenBank genome assembly.
GUCCGCCCGGCGUCGCCCGGGCGCACGCGGCGCGAAGGCGAGGCGUGGUUGGGGCACCUCCGGCGCGCGGAGGCAGCACACGAGGAGAGGGCCGAGUUCUCCGCGCAGGAGAGGAGCGUCCUCCCGUUCUGCCUGUCCCCCGCGCCGCGGUUCAAGGAUCGGCGGGGCACGGCCAGGGGCGCGCGACCGGGGGCUGAGGCCGCCCGGGCGUGGCCGACCGCCGGCCCCAGCCUGGAGAUGGAGCUGCCGCAGGGCGCCACCGAGGCGCGCGCGGGGGGCGCGAAUGCUGCGGCGCUGGCGCAGCAGGUCGAGCAGGCUGCCGCGGAAGAGGCCGCCGCGGAGGGCACCACUGUGCAGCCGCCCGCGCCGCAGGCGGCGGCUGCGGCGGCCGCCGGCGGAGAGGUCCGGGAGCCGUCGGGCGCGCGCGAGGCGCGGGCGGCGGCCUGCGGCGGAGCAGCGGCCGCCGCCAUCGCGGCGGAG